UGAUGAAUAUAUAGGACUAUAAAUAUUGAAUUCAUUAUGUAAUAUUGUCAUUAUUAUGUUAUCAUUCGGAGGUGGAGGUUUAGUGAAUUCAAUAAUUAAUAAAUUACCUUUCGAGUUACAUUUGCCUGGAUAUCAUUAUUGUGGCCCUGGAACAAGACUUUCAGAACGUCUUGCUAGAAACGAUCCGGGUAUAAAUAAACUUGAUGAAGCUUGUAAGGAACACGAUAUAGCUUAUUCCAAACAUACGGAAUUGUCUGAUAGACAUAUUGCUGAUAAAAUAUUAGAAGACAAAGCUUGGGAACGAGUGAAGUCCAAAGACGGCACAUUUAAGGAGAAAAGUGCUGCCUUGCUAGUCACCGGAGCAAUGAAAAUGAAACGAAAGAUGGGUACCUAUGGGUCUUCGGAAUAG
Messenger RNA from Coccinella septempunctata (seven-spotted ladybird), 409 nucleotides. RefSeq lists its product as uncharacterized. Gene Ontology annotation, molecular function: A2-type glycerophospholipase activity; structural molecule activity. The transcript has a single exon. Bases 56 to 409 code for a protein of 117 amino acids. Gene Ontology annotation, biological process: arachidonate secretion; phospholipid metabolic process. The record is from RefSeq and is a predicted model, not a curated record. Lineage: Eukaryota; Metazoa; Arthropoda; Insecta; Coleoptera; Coccinellidae.